AUGGUGAAGGUUGGACUGAACGGAUUUGGCCAUAUUGGACGCCUGGUCACCAGAGCUGCUUUUAACUCUGGCAAGGUGGGUGUUGUGGCCAUCAAUGACUCCUUCAUUGGCCUCAACUACAUGGUCUACACGUUCCAGUAUGAUUCCACCCCCGGCAAGUUCCAUGGCACUGUCAAGGCUGAGAAUGGGAAGCUCGUCAUCAAUGCAAAAGCCAAGAGCAAGAUCCCACCAACAUCAAGCUGGCGCUGCGGUGGUGCCAAAAGGGUCAUCAUCUCUGCUCCUUCUGCCUAUGCCCCCAUGUUUGCGAUGGCUGUGAAUUACAAGAAGUACAACUCCCUCAAGAUUGUCAACAACGCUCUCCCCUCUGGGAAGCUGUGGCGUGAUGGCCUUGGGGCUGCCCAGAACAUCAUCCCUGCAUUCACUGGUGCUGCCAAGGCUGUGGGCAAGGUCAUCCCAGAGCUGAAUGGGAAGCUCACAGGCAUGACCUUCUGUGUGCCCACUUCCAAUGUGUCAGUGGUGGAUCUGACCUGCUGCCUGGAGAAAGUGGCUAAAUACAACGACAUCAAGAAGGUGGUGAAGCAGGCAUCAGAUGGUCCCCUCAAAGGCAUCUUGGGCUAUACUGAGGACCACGUUGUGUCCUGUGACUUCAACAGCGACACCCACUCUUCUACCUUUGAUGCUGGGGCUGGUGUCACCCUGAAGAACCACUUUGUGAAGCUCAUUUCCUGCUCUGGGGACAGUUGGGGCUUGGCUCCCUGGUCAUCCUUGCCCACUACCCAACUAGACAGGACUGGUGAGCUGGCACUGGCUGACCCUGAGAGUGGGCUGUACAUCUGA
Molecule: messenger RNA, 837 nt
Organism: Octodon degus (degu)
Lineage: Eukaryota; Metazoa; Chordata; Mammalia; Rodentia; Octodontidae
Product: glyceraldehyde-3-phosphate dehydrogenase-like
Exons: 4
Coding region: 1-837 (278 amino acids)
Molecular function (GO): NAD binding; oxidoreductase activity, acting on the aldehyde or oxo group of donors, NAD or NADP as acceptor
Source: RefSeq, a predicted model, not a curated record